Sorex araneus (European shrew) is the source of this 2740-nucleotide messenger RNA. It is a transcript of the gene MRO, whose product is annotated as maestro. The coding region runs from base 330 to 1070 and encodes 246 amino acids. The record is from RefSeq and is a predicted model, not a curated record. Lineage: Eukaryota; Metazoa; Chordata; Mammalia; Eulipotyphla; Soricidae. The transcript has 8 exons. Gene Ontology annotation, cellular component: cytoplasm.
CCCUGUCCCUCCCGUCUCAUUCCUAUUCCAGGCAGAGCGCCCUACCCUCUCCCUGCUUCCUUGGCUUGGUUUGGGGAGGAUACCCUGCUGUGCUCAGGACUUACUCCUGGCUCUGUGCUCAAAGGAGCCUUCUUGGCGGUGCUCGGGGGACCAUCUGCGGUGCCGGGGGAUCCAACCAGUUGGGCCAGGGCCAAGGAACAGGGGCUGGCGACACCGAGCGGAGUCAUCCCCCCAGGGGGCCAGGCCAGCGACCCCAGCCCUGCGAGUUGCCAGGACCCGCCCCACCAGCCCCACUUUGCACCUGCCACCGCCCGGCCAGCCGCAGCUCCAUGGACCAAGCACAGACAAUCUCAGACCAUCCUCUUCCCACCCCCAACUCCCAGCCCGAGAAGCAAAGGACGUCUGUGAUGUCUUUCUUUUCCAAGGUCUCUCGGAAACUCAAGACCCAGAAGCGGGACUCUCUGAAGAAUGUGUUUUUCGUCUUGGCAGAAAAGGCCCAAGACCCCAGUGCCAAAAAGCGUCACAUGGCAAUGAAGGGCCUGGGGACCAUGGCCUCUGAGAACCCCGGCAAGGUGAGGAAGUAUAAGAAAGUUGUUCUGGACCUGCUGGUGCACGGACUGUAUGACCCCAUGAGUCUCGAAGUCAUCUACGAGAGCCUGAAGACGCUGACCGUCAUCCUGGGCAAGAUCCGGGGGAAGGGCCUGGGCUCCUUCUUCGUCGACAUCACUCUGCAGACCCGGACUUUGUUAGAUGAUGAGAACGACAGCUUGAGAUACUCCGCGUUCGUCCUGUUUGGGCAACUCGCCGCAUUUGCAGGGCACAAGUGGAAGAAGUUCUUCGCCAGCCAGGUGAAGCAGACUCAGGACUCCCUCCUGAGCCACCUGCAGGACCGGAACCCCCAGGUCGCCAAGGCUUGCAAGACAACUUUUCGAGCCUGUUCCCCGUAUCUGAAGCAAAAGGAGCAGAGCUUCCAGACUGAGGAUGAUCAGAGGAACCCCAAACUCAGCAGGCAGCUGAGCCACUACCACCCCGAGCUCCUGCAGUUCUUCUAUGCCAAUAAAAUUCUGUGAACACAGUGGGAAUGGUUCCGAGUGAGCACAUCUGGGGGCAAGGGGCCGAGUACUCCCCCCUCUUUUUUCUUUUUAACACUGUGGAUGCUUCUGCUUAUUUCUCGGUGUGGGGGGAGAGGGGGCAUCUAGAAAAGGGAGUGCAGCGGGGGGCUGACACCAUCCAGUGGGGUUGUGUAAUGACCUGUAGAGUCAAUUCUAAAUUCCUCUCACGUGUCUCGUUUCUCUCCCCACACAGAUCUGAUGGCCAGGGACACGCUUCCUUGAUCUAACGCACAUGUAGGCUUAGCUCUCCGCCUUCCCUCAGCUUAAGUUCUGUCCACUUUACCUUUUGGUUUGAAUUUUAAAAAAUGACUGAGGCUUGGAAGAAUACCUAUUUCACUUUAAAAUGUGUGUGUGUGGGAGAGGGCGGUGGAGGGAGGUGCCUGGGAUCGAACCCAGAGCCUCACACUUGUGAAACAAGUUGCUUUCCCACAGAGGCACAUCCCGGCAUUUCCCGGUGUCUCUGUUUCUGUGGAAUACCCUAGUAUGUCACAAACACUACAGAGGGACCUUACUGUCAUUCUGAGAAGCAAAAGCCCAGAGACAGAGCCAGGACAGAGAGGCGGUGGGCAGAGAGAGGUGUCCCAGCAGGACAGAUGAAGAAGGGGCCCCCAGGGCUAGGCCAGAGCCAGGUUUCUGUCAAACUAUUUAGAAGCUGGGGUGCAUGAGCGGGAGCUCUGCAGGCUGGGGGGGUGACCCCACUCAGGAGCAGGCGGGAGGCGGUGAGCUGACUACCCCACCCCACCAGCAGCCCGCUGGAAGCUGGUCGACCCGUGGGUUUAGAAUCUGGUGCAGUUCUGUCAAAUGAUUGCGAUGGCCUGAGACGUGACCUCCUCUUGCCAGCUCUCUGAAAGGUAGAGGGAGGGUGGAGGAUGCUCCAGGGUGGCACCUGCUAGGAAGCUCUCUGUCCCUGCUUGGAUUCUGAGCAUGGGAGAUGCUGCUAGUGACGUGAAGAGCCCCUGCAGACUCAUUUGGUCCCAGUGACUCAAGUCUCCUGACAUGGAUCUCCUGGUGCCUUCCUCUCUGCCCUUGAGUCCAAGCUGGCUUUGUCACCUGCUUCAAGCACGGGGCGGUGCCAGAAGGUCCCCUGGGCCUAUUCUAGGCUCUGUGGGAAGGGCAGCGUCCUCCUUUGCUCUCUGGGGGAUGCCAGCUGCCAGGGAAGAAGCUGGGCUUCCGGGGACGGGGAGAGUGGGUGGACUGCCGCUCCGGAAGGAGGACCAGGCUGAGCAGACGGAGCUGCCCACGGUGGACAAGCGAGGACCCGAAGGUGCCCGCGCAGGAUCACCCCGGGAUUCUCAGAAUUGGUUCCUUCAUGGCGUUAGUCCCUGGGCCCAUGCUCUGAUCGAAGAGGAGCCUGACAUUCCCUGAGCUCUCGCCCUUCUCUACACCACAGGAGCAACAGCGGCCGCUUUUCCAACCAAGUGUGUGUGUCUAGGGAAAGUGCCUUCUCGGGCCAAGCAUCUUGACUUUCCCCUCAGAGCCGAGGCCAUGCCUCUUUGUCAAAACUUCUCCCCCUCUCUCCUUGGCACCUUUGACUAGUGACUUACAGCCCCUCUCGCUCUUUGGCAGAAUUUGAGACCUGCAUAAUCAUUGUAUCUCCCUCCGCUAUUAAAUCAGUGUUUUCCUUUGCU